Molecule: messenger RNA, 1639 nt
Organism: Mobula hypostoma (lesser devil ray)
Lineage: Eukaryota; Metazoa; Chordata; Chondrichthyes; Myliobatiformes; Myliobatidae
Product: neurotensin receptor type 1-like
Exons: 4
Coding region: 1-1209 (402 amino acids)
Biological process (GO): neuropeptide signaling pathway
Cellular component (GO): plasma membrane
Molecular function (GO): G protein-coupled neurotensin receptor activity
Source: RefSeq, a predicted model, not a curated record
AUGAGUCUGGCUUUGAACUCCAGCCUGGAGGGGCGCGAUGGGGACAGGGUCCAACCGGACCCCAGUCCGCCCAGCAACGGCAGCAGUGGGCUCCGGGACGCCGGAGAGAGCGACCUGGAUGUGAACACGGACGUUUAUUCCAAAGCGGUGGUCACCCUGAUCUACAUCGGUCUCUUCGUGCUGGGCUCGUUCGGUAACUUCAUCACCAUGUACACCCUGGUGAAGAAGAAGACACUGCAGCACCUGCAGGGCACCGUGAACUAUCACCUCGCCAAUCUCGCCCUGUCCGACCUCCUCAUUCUCCUGCUCUGUAUGCCCAUCGAGCUCUACAACUUCAUCUGGGUGCACCACCCCUGGGCUUUCGGUGACGCCGUGUGCCGGGGUUAUUACUUUCUCCGGGAUGCUUGCACCUAUGCCACGGCGCUCAACAUCGGCAGCCUCAGCGUCGAGCGCUACAUGGCCAUCUGUCACCCGUUCAAAGCCAAGACUCUUAUGUCCAGCAGUCGCACCAAGAAGCUCAUCUCCCUCAUUUGGGUGCUGUCGUUCCUGCUCGCCACUCCAAUGAUCUUCACUAUGGGGCAGAAGUAUGCCAACCCUGUCCCCGAUCCAGAUGACUUGAUCUGCACCACCAUAGUGGAUGAAAUGACGGUCAAAACCGUCAUUCAGGUAAAUGCAUUCCUGUCCUUUGUCAUACCCAUGGUAAUGAUCUCAGUCUUGAACACAAUCAUCGCCAAUCAGCUGAUAGCAACCUUCAAACAUGCAUCUCAAGACAGUCGGAUGUGUACUAUCGAAGGGCAACAAAACACACUGAGCAUUUCGGUGGAGCCAAGCCGGAUCCAAUCCCUUCGGCAUGGAGUCAAAGUUCUCAGGGCUGUAGUCAUUGCCUUUGUGGUAUGCUGGCUUCCAUAUCACGUGCGUCGUCUCAUGUUCUGUUAUGUGCCCAAACAUCAGUGGACAGAAUUUCUCUACGAUUUCUAUCAUUACUUCUACAUGGUGACAAAUAUCCUCUUCUAUGUCAGCUCCACUAUCAACCCUAUCUUGUACAACCUGGUCUCUACAAACUUCAGACAAAACUUCUUCUCCACACUCAGCUCCUAUUGUCUUCUCAGGCGACCAAAAGCCAAGACUCGUGCAAUUAGCAGAAAGUCAAAUAGUAUUUCCAGCAAUCAUAAUUACUCCAAUAUUGUCACAAAAGAAACAAUGUACUAACAGGUAUUAAUUGAAGUCAGAUAGCUAAUGAAAUUUGGUGAUUACUGGAAUGAAUUUUGAAGAAUACCCUCAUAGCAACAUCCUAUUAUUAAAAAGUGAUUAGUAAUUAAUUAAUUGAAAAGCAAUUUCUUUGGGUUUCCACUCAUUUUCAGUGCUUUUUAUUUUCAGUACAGGGAACAUCAGUGUAAAUGACCCCAGGAUUUAAGAGGAAAAAUACAGCUGUUUAGGACUAAAAUUAUGUGAAUUUUAAUAGGAGUCCAGUAAUCUCCUAUGUUCAGGAUUUGAAUGCAUUGUACCAAUUAUUCCGGAGUUUUUUUGUAUUCCAAUUCAUGCUCCAAUACUCUUUCAAUUUACAUUUUUAAUAUGUUAAACAAUAGAGUGGUAAAAUAAAUUUCCUGAACCUGAAGUUUUAAUGGAGUGCAUGAAACUG